CUGUUCGUCAUUCAGAUUGGAGGUCGCCUUAAAAUUUUUUUCCCACAAGAAGUCGUCACUUGGAAGCGGGUGAGGAAAGCAGGUGUCGAAGAGUUUAUCAAGUACUGCCAAGAAGGUGAAAAGAAUCCACGAUGCUCAGGAUUUGUUACAGCGGACAACAAACCUGCUCUUCCCGAGUCCGCCAACGCAACUGUCUUAGCAAAUGGUACUCUGAUAAUAAAUCCGUUCAGGGAAACCGACGUUGGCACAUAUACCUCACCAGACCUCACGCCAGGGGUAUGUUUUCGUUCAAAGCGCACGAAUAAUGAUAUAAGAAAGGGUUGUACUCAUAAGAGGCUCGGUGCUUUUUGA
Molecule: messenger RNA, 351 nt
Organism: Haemonchus placei
Lineage: Eukaryota; Metazoa; Nematoda; Chromadorea; Rhabditida; Trichostrongylidae
Source: the annotation of a GenBank genome assembly